Molecule: messenger RNA, 1430 nt
Organism: Cuscuta epithymum
Lineage: Eukaryota; Viridiplantae; Streptophyta; Magnoliopsida; Solanales; Convolvulaceae
Source: the annotation of a GenBank genome assembly
UAAAGAAUCAGAUCCAAACAUCCCUAUAACUCAAAGAUGAUAAAUUCUAAAUACAACCCAUUUUUUACUAAAUAUAGUCUCUUUUUAAAACUCUUUUCGAACAAACUCAUUAAUUUUACAAAUUUCCCUCCCUGAAGUGCUUUCUUCUUCAGCCGUAGCGACUUGAAAUUUCUGUAUGACCUUUUCACAUAUGUAAUUGAGUCCACUAACGAGUUCUUUGUCGAGAUGGCCAUCAAUGUACCACGGACCGCCAGUGAGUUCUGUUGCAGGUUCAAACCCAGCGGCUAUAAAGGUCUUUCAAGAUUUGUUCUCUAUGUUCUUGACCGGUUUUAUGAGGUUCUUCAUCGAUUUAAGUUUUGAGCUCUCAUUCAUUAUGGGGUGUGUCCUCCGGACCAGAGCUUCCAGGGAAUCUCGUCGGAAGGAUAAGCAGCAGCGGCCGUCAAGAACCAGAGAGGACGGUGGGAGUGCUUCCGCCAGUGGCACAACAGGGCCGGCGGAUGGCCGCCAGAAUCACAAUAAACAGAAACAUCAACCACCUCCGCCACAAGAGCUUUGCAAUCUGAGGAACUUUACCACUAGGUCCGCCACCAACGAACAGGGAUCUGACAACCACGGUCGAUGGAAGCUUUGAUUCUUUCUUCACGACAGCCAACCAAUUCUCGAGAGUUUUCUUACUUUUAAUUAAAUUGAGGACCACACUUUCAGCAUCCACCAGAGGCAGAGAAUGUGAUGCCCCUUCUGGUUUUCUCCUCUUUAUUUCUUCUCUACUACGGAAGUACGACUGACAGACUAGAGAGCCUGAGAUCGCCUACUGGCAGUGACGCAGCCAUGAAGGCGGGCAGACGCAGGCGGAGGGAGACCGUGAACUGGCGGGCAGAGAGUGGGCGUUGGGUCAGCAGGAACUUUUAUUCUUCGCUCAGCGUUCUAUGCCUCUAUUAGCUAUAUUUUUAUUUCGGGAAAAUUUGAGUUUGCACCCCAUGUUUUGGGUGAUAUUUGACUUUUCACCCCAUUUUUAAAAUCAUUAAUGUAUGCACCCCAUUAGCCCAAAAAUUGUGAAGGAGUAGGGUGCAAAGUGAAAUGAUUUUAUAGUGAAUUAGGGUGCAUACAUUAAUGAUUUUGAAAAUAGGGUGCAAAGUCAAAUAUCACCCAAAACAUGGGGUGCAAACUCAAAUUCUCCCUUUUAUUUCUCUAACUUUUCUUUUUUGAAGACUCUUCCUUUUCAAACUUGUUGUUCUCCCUUUUCCAUAAGAGAUCUCUUACAACUACGAAGCUGUUCCGUUCGUCUUAAUCUUAUUACUUAUUCCUUAAUCUUAUUUUAUUCAGAUCAGAUCAGAUCAGAUCAGAAAGAUUCAGAUCAGAUCAGAUCAGAUCAGAAAGAUUCAGAUCAGAUCAGAUCAGAUCAGAAACAUUCAGAUCAGAUCAGAAAGAUU